AGUUCUAUACUUCAUCAGUUCGGCGCUUUUAGGGUUUUGGCUCUUAGGGUUGCUGCAACGAGCGGAGAGGUAGAGAGGCAACAGCAGCAGCAGUCAUGGUUCUGAAGACUGAACUCUGCCGCUUCAGCGGUGCCAAGAUAUAUCCUGGUAAGGGUAUCAGAUUUGUUCGUUCAGAUUCGCAGGUUUUCCUCUUUGCCAAUUCAAAGUGCAAGAGGUACUUCCACAACCGACUGAAGCCAUCGAAGCUUACCUGGACAGCCAUGUACAGGAAGCAGCAUAAGAAGGACAUUGCUGCUGAGGCUGUAAAGAAGAGGCGUCGGACCACUAAAAAACCUUACUCAAGGUCCAUUGUGGGUGCUACCUUGGAGGUGAUCCAGAAGAGGAGAACUGAAAAGGCUGAGGUCCGAGAUGCUGCGAGGGAGGCUGCCCUGCGGGAAAUCAAGGAGAGGAUCAAGAAGACCAAGGAUGAAAAGAAGGCAAAGAAAGCAGAAAUAAUGUCAAAGACGCAGAAGACUCAAAGCAAGGGUACCUUGCCCAAGGGUGCUGGACCUAAGGGCCCCAAACUUGGAGGUGGUGGUGGAAAGCGUUGAACAUACUGCAGAUGUGGUAGAGAAUUAAGCAGAUCUUUGUUUUUAAGGCUUUGUAGGGAUUGAUAGAUUUUGGUAAAAUGUUUCUGAGUUCUUGUUGUUCCUUAAAUCCUGCAAAUUGAAUCGAGUUGCUAUUAACUUUGUUGUUUAAGUUAUACAUUAAUGGGGAUCAGUCAAGUAGGUCGAAAACAUGGUGUUAUGAGAGAAACAAAAUGCUUUUGUUUGAGUUCUUUGAAAGAAAUAUUCAUUUUUUUUCUGAUA
Nelumbo nucifera (sacred lotus) is the source of this 848-nucleotide messenger RNA. Its product is annotated as large ribosomal subunit protein eL24. The record is from RefSeq and is a predicted model, not a curated record. Gene Ontology annotation, cellular component: cytosolic large ribosomal subunit. Gene Ontology annotation, molecular function: mRNA binding; structural constituent of ribosome. Gene Ontology annotation, biological process: cytoplasmic translation. NCBI's taxonomy places the organism in Eukaryota, Viridiplantae, Streptophyta, Magnoliopsida, Proteales, Nelumbonaceae.